This is a messenger RNA of Culex quinquefasciatus (southern house mosquito), 1911 nucleotides long. Its product is annotated as asparagine synthetase domain-containing protein CG17486. The record is from RefSeq and is a predicted model, not a curated record. The transcript is spliced from 3 exons. NCBI's taxonomy places the organism in Eukaryota, Metazoa, Arthropoda, Insecta, Diptera, Culicidae. Bases 52 to 1797 code for a protein of 581 amino acids. Gene Ontology annotation, molecular function: asparagine synthase (glutamine-hydrolyzing) activity.
UAUGUUCUGUUUACAAACACUGGUCAACAAAAUACAACAAAAAGUCAAAAAAUGUGCGGAAUAUUUUGCUUCAUUUCCAAAGCGGAUUUCACCGGAGCCUACGAGGAGAUCCUGUCCCAAUGCCAGUGCCACCUGCAGAACCGCGGUCCCGACGAGACCGGCCAGCUCAAGUUCGAUUCCCGGGUGCUUCUGCUUGGAACGGUCCUCUGGCAACAGGGCGCGACUCCAUGCCGUCAACCCGUCGAAGAUGACCGGUUCGCACUUCUCUUCAACGGGGAUCUCUUCAUGGAGCGCGAUGGACCAUCCGAGGACAGCGAUACCCGGUGGUUGUUCCAACAGAUUGUGGCCACGAGGGGUGAGGCUAAGGAGUUGCGGGAGCUCUUUGGGGUGUUAAAGGGGCCGUUUAGUUUGGUGCUGCUGGAUAAGGUCCGCCGGAGGGUUUACUUUGGACGGGAUUGCUUCGGGAGGAACUCGUUACUGGUGGCUGUUUCGGAUGAUGGAAUCGUGGUGAGCAGUGUCCUUGGUAACAAGGUUCAGCAGAAAACAGUAGAACUACCCCCAAACGGAAUCUAUUACGUGGACUUGAGUGAAGACAAUCUAGAUCUUCACAUUUUUCCGUGGAACACCAAAACGGAAGAAUCGGAAUCAGCUCUAAAUGUAACGUUCGAAGAUCCAAUUGAACUUCCAUGGUUGCAUUCAGUAAACAGCGAGAUCAGCUUCAACUACCACGACCUUCUGAGAGGUUCCAACGUAGAACCUGAACAAGUCUUCAACUUUCUGUUAAGCAAUCCAGCAGUCUCCAACCUUUGCCACGACCUCAUCCGACUGCUUGAACAAUCCGUACGUGAACGGGUCGUCAACACACCAUUAUUCUGUCGAAAAUGCCUUCCCUUACGAGAACCUUGUCCACACCCACGACUCGGAAUCCUCUUCUCCGGUGGCAUUGACUGCACGAUCAUCGCCCUUCUAGCCGAUCGCUUCGUCCCGGAAUCAACUCCAAUCGAUCUGCUCAACGUGGCCUUUGAGAAAAUCGUUCGUCCAAACGGGAAGAAACAUCCGUCCACCGUUCCUCCACCCAUCGACUGGAACGUCCCGGAUCGAGUGACGGGAAGAUCCACACUUCAGGAACUCCAGCGAUUACGCCCCAAUCGACGCUGGAACUUUGUCGAAAUCAACAUAACGCGCCAGGAGUUGAACGACCACAAGCGCCGCAUCUCCGACCUGGUCUUCCCGCUCAAGUCCGUGCUGGACGAGUCGAUCGGGGCCGCGCUGUGGUUCGCGUCGCGCGGUCACGGAACAACUGAUGAAGCUGUCGGAUAUCGGUGUGACGCUCGGGUUCUUCUGCUGGGAUCCGGUGCGGACGAACUGUUUGGCGGAUAUUCCCGGCAUCGGGUUGCUUUCUAUCGGGACGUGCGGUCAAAAGAUGGUCCAAGUGACGCGGAAGUUGAGCAGGGUUUCCGGAGUUUGGCGGCGGAGUUGGAGCUCGACUGGAAUCGAUUGCCAAGUAGGAAUUUGGCACGGGAUGAUCGGGUAAUCGGCGAUCAUGGAAUCACGCCGCGGACGCCCUAUCUUCAGGAGGACUUUGUAGCGUUGGUUCAUGGUUUGGGAGCUUCCCAGAGGUGUUACUAUCCGCUCGGGGCUGGAGUCGGGGACAAGCUCACGUUACGCCUGUGCGGAUAUCGGCUGGGAUUGCGAGAAUCAACCUGUUUGCGGAAACGAGCGCUGCAGUUUGGCUCGAGGAUCGCCGACCGGAAACAGAAUGCGGCCGACGAGUCAACGUUUCUUGCGGAAGGUUAGUUAUGUCACAGAUAAAUCCGGAAUGGCGUAGAGACUUCAAGGACGUGAUAUGCAGUCAUUCAGUUCGGCAUUUAAAGCACAAGUUUUAAUAAAGAAAGUUUAAAAGUUACCUUA